Messenger RNA from Macroventuria anomochaeta, 3792 nucleotides. RefSeq names its product 26S proteasome regulatory subunit rpn2. The coding region runs from base 274 to 3636 and encodes 1120 amino acids. Gene Ontology annotation, molecular function: enzyme regulator activity. Gene Ontology annotation, cellular component: proteasome regulatory particle, base subcomplex; proteasome complex; proteasome storage granule. Lineage: Eukaryota; Fungi; Ascomycota; Dothideomycetes; Pleosporales; Didymellaceae. The record is from RefSeq and is a predicted model, not a curated record. The transcript is spliced from 5 exons. Gene Ontology annotation, biological process: regulation of protein catabolic process; proteasome-mediated ubiquitin-dependent protein catabolic process.
GUCCAACAUUCGAAUACAGCAUCACCACGGCUCACGCCCAACCCAUCACCCACGCCACUUCCCUUUCCUGUCCUUCCUUCCCUGCGCAGCACACACGAUCCAGUCUGCGCUGCAUCGCCCCAACAUCGUCUUUGACCGCCGCAAUCCUCGCAGGCGCCGCCACAUAGCUCCAUCUCCUUCCACUUCCUUCCGCAAUCAACACACCUCUCACCAACACCGCGGGGACAACCCCAGCUUCAGCACCACAACCGCCAUCUGCUCGCUUCCGUCACCAUGGUUGGUCUCACUUCAGCUGCCGGUGUCGUUGGAUUCCUCUCAGAGCCAGACCCAGCUCUGCGGUCAUUCGCCCUGCAUCAGUUGAACGACCAGAUCGAUCUGCUGUGGCCAGAAGUCGCGGGCUCAGUCAGUCAGAUCGAGGCACUCUACGAAGAUGAGUCGUUCCCUGAGCGAGAACUCGCCGCGCUUGUAGCAGCGAAGGUCUACUACCAGCUGCAAGAGUACAAUGAGAGCAUGGUCUUCGCGCUGGGUGCUGGCAAGCUCCUGGACAUCCACAAGGCUGGUGAAUUUGAGGAGACAAUACUAGCGAAAUGUGUCGACACGUACAUCGCCAUGUCCGCUCUCCACAACCCACCGACCCCCGUCAGCAAGGCAAACCAGGCGCCUCCGCAGCUGAGCACAUCAUUUCCCGGAAGCUCGACAGGUGCUGCCAGCACUUCAGCUAGCUUGACCUCGCCCAUCACACCCUUCUCGCAAUCUGCGCUGCCUUCCAAGUCGCUGCUCUCCCGCGAGGACACAAACACAUUCGAUCCCACAACUCCCGGUGGUGGCAAUGCGGGUGUAGCUGGAGCACAUCCCUCGCCCAUGAUCCUGCAGAGGAACGUUCAGAAGAAUCUACAGGCUACGAUCCGGCGGAUAUUCGAAAGCUGCUAUGAGAGCGGUGACUACAAGCAGGUUGUGGGCAUUGCGAUCGAGGCACGGAAUCUGGAUGUUCUGCGUGCGUCGAUCCUCCGAGCAAGCCAGGACGAGAAGGAGAAGUCGGGCAAGAAGCCUGCAACGGGCGCUUCCACCAAGAGCGAGGAGCUGAUGGACUACGUGCUCGACAUCUGCAUGAACGUCGUGCAGGAGAGGGGCUUGAGGAAUGAAAUCCUCCGCCUUAUUCUUGACCUGCUCAACGACAACGAGAUCCCUACCCCCGACUACUUCUCGAUCGCCAAGUGCGUCACUUACCUCGAUCAGCAUUCGCUUGCGUCGAAGCUCGUCCGACAGUUGGUCGAACAGGGCGACGACAAGUCGCUCGCGACCGCUUACCAGAUCUCGUUCGACUUGUACGAGAACGGCACUCAGGAAUUCCUUGCGAAAAUUAUGGCAGACUUGCCUGAGUCAGAUGAGGAGGACAAGGAGUCGAAGCCCUCUGACAACGGCGACGCAUCUGAAGCGAAGGAGUCGGACUCCCUACUUACGGGUGCAGAUACAAGCAACGUUUCGGACCUGCCAUCUCGCACAAAGAAGUCCGGCAGCGAGGACCACAGCAAGGCAUUCAGCUCCGUGCGCCACAUUCUUCGCGGAACCAAGAGCAUUGAGCUGAAUCUCGAAUUUCUCUACAGGAACAACCACACCGAUAAGUCUGUCUUGAACAAGAUCCGCGACAGCCUCGAGGCACGAAGUUCCAUCUUCCACAGCAGCGUUACAUUCGCGAAUGCGUUCAUGAACGCCGGCACCACAAACGAUACAUUCUUCCGGGAGAACUUGGAUUGGUUGGGCAAGGCGGUCAACUGGUCGAAGUUCUCAGCGACUGCGGCUCUUGGUGUCAUCCACCGUGGUAACAUCACACAAGGUCAGAAGUUGCUGGAUCCAUACCUGCCAAAGGACAGCGUCUCAUCCGGCUCUCACUACGAGCAGGGUGGAUCUUUGUACGCUCUCGGUCUGAUCUACGCCAACCAUGGCAGCAACGUUCUAGACUAUCUUGUCAAGCAGUUCCAGAACGCCUCUGAGGAGGUCAUCCAGCACGGUGGUGCGCUCGGUGUUGGUGUUGCCGGCAUGGCUACGGGGUCUGAGGAGAUCUUCGAUGCCUUCAAGAGCGUCCUGUACACCGACUCUGCCAUCAAUGGUGAGGCUGUCGGUCUCUCCAUGGGUCUUGUCAUGCUUGGUACAGGCAGCAUCAAGGCCCUUGAGGACAUGAUCCAGUACGCACACGACACACAGCACGAGAAGAUCGUUCGUGGUCUCGCUAUGGGUAUGGCGCUCAUCAUGUACGCCCGCCAGGAAGCCGCCGACGAGCUCAUCAACGGUCUCCUCGAUGACCCGGACCCAACCCUGCGUUACGGUGGCAUCAUGACCAUCGCACUGGCGUACUGUGGCACAGGCAGCAACAAGGCCGUCCGUAGGUUAUUACACGUUGCUGUUAGCGACGUCAGCGAUGAUGUGCGCCGAGUAGCGGUCAUGAGCUUGGGUUUCGUGUUGUUCAGGAAGCCCGGCAGCGUUCCUCGUAUGGUCGAACUUCUUUCCGAGUCUUACAACCCACACGUCCGCUACGGAGCUACCAUGGCUCUUGGUAUCGCCUGUGCUGGUACCGGCCUUCCCGAGGCAGUCGACCUGUUGGAGCCUAUGAUGAAGGACUCCACCGACUUCGUUCGUCAGGGUGCCUUGAUCUCGCUCGCCAUGAUUAUGGUACAGCAGAACGAGGCUAUGAACCCCAAGGUUGCAUCAAUCAGGAAGCAGCUUACCAAGAUCAUCGGUGACCGCCACGAGGAUGCCAUGGCCAAGAUGGGUUGUGCGCUUGCUCUUGGUAUCAUCGACGCUGGAGGCCGCAACUGCACAAUUGGACUGCAGACACCGACUGGCAACCUCAACAUGGCAGCCAUUGUUGGUAUGGCUGUCUUCACACAGUACUGGUACUGGUUCCCCUUGACACACUUCCUGUCGCUCAGCUUCACACCAACCGCCAUCAUUGGUGUCGACCAGGACCUCCAGAUCCCAUCGUUCAAGUUCUACAGCAACACUCGGCCAAGCAUGUUCGACUACCCACCAGAGACGGAGGUCAAGGCCGAGGAGGCGCCCGAGAAGGUCAAGACCGCUGUCCUGUCAACAACAGCGCAGGACAAGCGCCGAAGGAUGGUCAAGGAGCGCCAGCGCCGUAGGGAGAGUAUGGACGUCGACCAGACACCUACGACGCCCAAGCCUGCCGAUGAUGACAAGAUGGACGUUGAUGAGGAGAAGAAGGACGACGAGAAGGCUGAGGGCUAUGCACCAGAGUCGCCGAAGAAGAAGGUGGAGAAGGAGAAGGUUGGUUACGAGUUGGAGAACAUGUCGCGUGUCCUGCCACCCCAGGUGAAGCACAUCGCAUUCCCUGGGGACCGUUUCAUUCCAGUCAAGAAGCCAACACUCGGGGUUAUUCUUCUCACGGAUACAAAGCCUUCAGAGCCCAAGGAGCUGCUCGAGCUUAAGGUCAAGAAGGCGGCGCCGGCACCAGCGCCUGGUGCUUCAGGGUCGUCUGGUGAACAGGCAGCUGAAGGUGUUGCAGAUGCCGAGUCGUCUGGAUCUACAACAGACAACCUGGUAGAGGAGGGCAGUGAGGAAGCAUCGCUACCUGGGGAUUUCGAGUACGAGUCAGACACGAACCCAAAUGACAGCGAGUAGAGGCAGUCGAGGGUCGAUUGUAGUAUCCUUCUUGGAGCCGGGCGGAUUGUCUGCAUUGAUCUUAGGCUUAGGGAGGUCAGAGAAGGCCGCUUUCCCAGCCUGCCUAGAUGUAUAAUAGCCCAUGCGGUCUACUAGAAUUAUAAGCAUAGUCGUUCA